This is a messenger RNA of Penicillium argentinense, 702 nucleotides long. Its product is annotated as sugar O-acetyltransferase. The record is from RefSeq and is a predicted model, not a curated record. NCBI's taxonomy places the organism in Eukaryota, Fungi, Ascomycota, Eurotiomycetes, Eurotiales, Aspergillaceae. Gene Ontology annotation, molecular function: acetyltransferase activity. The coding region runs from base 1 to 702 and encodes 233 amino acids. The transcript has 3 exons.
AUGGCCGCCACCGAAAAGCGACCCGAGAUCAUCGAGCUGUCCCGCGAGCUGCGGGGCGUUCCGCACUGCGAGGACUACGAGAAGAUGAUCUCCGGGAUGAUGUACAACCCCACCAUCCCCCGCCUCCUCGAGGCGCGUCACAUCUGCCGCGGUCUGACAGACGACUACAACAACCUCGACACAAAGAGCAUUUCCUACGAAGACAUCGCCGACAAGCGCUUCGAGCUGCUAAAGAAACUCGUCGGCAAAGUCGGCGAGGGAACCUUCAUCGAGCCGCCCUUUAGACCGGAUUACGGCUGUAACAUCUCUAUCGGGAAGGAGUGUUUCAUUAACUGGAACGUCACAAUCCUAGACACAAGCCUUGUGAUAAUCGGUGACCGCGUGCAAAUAGGCACAGGCGUGGGCCUAAUAACAGCCGGCCACGACGUCUCGGUUCUAUCGCGGCGGAAAUUCGUCGAGUUCGGCCACCCCAUUUUCAUUGAGGAUGAUUGCUGGAUUGGGGCAAAUGUUGUAAUUCUUCCUGGUGUGCGCAUCGGGAAGGGCUCGACUAUCGGUGCGGCGUCUGUUGUUACGAAGGAUAUUCCGCCGUAUUCGGUUGCGGUGGGUGCGCCGGCGCGCGUUAGGAAGACCAUCCCCUCUGUUGAGGAGGAGAUGGCUGAUCCGCAUAACCCAUAUCGGAAUUUGCCUGAUCGGAAUGAUUAG